Molecule: messenger RNA, 774 nt
Organism: Pestalotiopsis fici W106-1
Lineage: Eukaryota; Fungi; Ascomycota; Sordariomycetes; Amphisphaeriales; Sporocadaceae
Exons: 1
Coding region: 1-774 (257 amino acids)
Biological process (GO): carbohydrate metabolic process
Molecular function (GO): hydrolase activity, hydrolyzing O-glycosyl compounds
Source: RefSeq, a predicted model, not a curated record
AUGGCCAAACAAUUUGCCCUGAGCUUAUUGCUCGCUUUGGCGACAGCAUCGCCGACGUCUUCUCUUCGUGAGCGCGAGCUCAAGAAGCGUGCCACUACGCUUAUUCCAGACACCAGCUUCAGCUCUCAGGAGACCUUUGAGUCUUACUUUUCCUACAACUACCCAUGGGGAGACACACACAAUGGUGCUGCUUUGAUGCAGGAAUCGCAAGUUACCAUCAUCCAUGACGCAUAUUUGCAGCUACAAUCCAACUACACCGGGCCGCAGGCGGAUGAUAGCAGCCUCACCUAUGUCUCGGGCACCGUUUAUGCCAAGCAGACAUUCGCAGUCGAGGCGGGCGGUGGACUGGACUUUCAAGCAAACUUUGUCGCGCCCGUCGCCGAGGGCUGCUGGCCCGCCUUUUGGCUAACCGCCACCGAGGGUUGGCCGCCAGAGAUUGACCUGGCCGAGUGGAAGGGCACCGGCAAGAUCUCGUUCAACACCUUCAACACGAGCUCCGAGGUGGCCGCCACGGACGUGACGUACCCGACCCCCACGACGGCUUGGCACACCAUCCUGGUCGAGCUGCGUGCAGAGGACGAUGGGACCACGGUCAAGGCCAACUUUUACAUGAAUGGCGAGCUCAUCACUACUCAGUAUGGCAACGACUAUGUCGGUGCUGGGUUCUACCUCAUCAUUGACUAUCAAAUGUUGGGCAGCAGUGGAAGUAGUGGGCCUACUGACACGACCUACUUUGAUGUGCAGUACCUAAGUGUUGUUAGCUACAAUCCAUAG